This is a messenger RNA of Cariama cristata (Red-legged seriema), 5057 nucleotides long. Its product is annotated as chromodomain-helicase-DNA-binding protein 6-like. The record is from RefSeq and is a predicted model, not a curated record. The transcript has 16 exons. NCBI's taxonomy places the organism in Eukaryota, Metazoa, Chordata, Aves, Cariamiformes, Cariamidae. The annotation marks the transcript as partial. Gene Ontology annotation, molecular function: protein binding.
GCUUGUCAGCACCGGUGCCCAGAGGCAGGAAGGGGAAGAAGACAAAAAACCAGAUGCUGCUUCCCGAGAUAAAGAACGCGGACUGGCUCGCCACCUGUAACCCUGAGGUUGUCCUGCAUGACGACAGCUACAAGAAGCACCUCAAACAGCACUGCAACAAGGUUCUGCUGCGGGUGCGAAUGCUCUACUACCUGAAGGCUGAAGUGCUGGGGGAGGCCGCUGACAAAGCCUUUGAGGGGACCCCUGCCAGGGAGCUGGAUGUGCUGCUGCCAGACAUUGAUUACGUGGAGAUCCCAGUGGACUGGUGGAAUGCUGAAGCUGAUAAAUCCCUGCUCAUCGGUGUCUUCAAGCACGGUUACGAGAGGUACAAUGCCAUGCGGGCGGACCCAGCACUGUGCUUUCUGGAGAAGGUGGGCAUGCCAGAUGAGAAGCUGCUUUCUGCGGAGCAGGGUGUCAGUGACGGGGCCCAGGAUGCUGCCGAAAGGGGCAGCAUGGAAAAGGAAGAGAACAGUGGAGAGAAGCUGGAGGGGCUGCCAAAGCAGGAGGACAUCGUGGCUGCUGGGGUGGGGGAAGCCCGGGAGGAGCAUCCAGUGGCAGCCCAGGAUGGCUCCGACUCAGACAGAUCCUGCUGGCCUGUCUCAUCUGCCCUCACAGCCAGACUGCGGAGGCUUGUCACCGUCUACCAGCGCUGCAACCGCAAGGAGCUGCCUCCCCGUGCCGAGAUGCUCAUGCCCGGUAACCAUGGAUACUGGCUGCAGGACGAGAUGUUCAGGAGGGCCUCUGAGAUGGACUCGGUGAACAAAGAAAUGCAGAAAAGGUGGACCAGGAGGGAGCAGGCAGAUUUCUACCGCACUGUCUCCUCCUUUGGGGUUAUCUAUGACCAGGAGAAAAAGAUCUUUGACUGGGCCCAGUUCCGAGCCAUCUCUCGACUGGAGAAGAAGACAGAUGAGAGCCUGGAGAAGUACUUCUACAGCUUCGUGGCCAUGUGCAAGAAUGUCUGUGGUCUCCCACUGUGGAAAGAGGAUGGUCCUCCAGACCCUGACAUCUAUGUGGAGCCCAUCACAGAGGAACGUGCUGCCAGAACCCUCUACCGUAUUGAGCUUCUGCGAAAGGUGCGCGAGCAGGUGCUCAAGUGUCCACAGCUCCACGAGCGGCUCAAGCUGUGUCGGCCGAGCCUCUACCUGCCAGUGUGGUGGGAGUGUGGCAAACAUGAUCGGGACCUGCUGAUCGGCACCGCCAAGCAUGGCCUGAAUCGCACUGACUACUACAUCAUGAAUGACCCCCAGCUGUCUUUUUUAGAUGCAUACAGGAACUAUGCCCAGCAUAAAAGAACGGGGCUCCCAGGCCCAGAAACCCUGUGCUGCCUUUACCAGACUAACUCCAAACUCUACAGUUCCCCUCUGUACAGCCAGGUGGACCGGACUUGCGAAUCCCUGGAGAAUGAAGCUGAGAGUCAGAUCAAGCUAGAAGCUGUAAACACUAUGUCCCAGGCCGGGGGCAGUCCACCGGAUCCAAACUCUGAAACAUUCAUGUCUAAAGUCCAGGACAUCAUUUCCAGUAACUAUGAUGAGAGCUCUCUGCCGGACUCAUUGGUGUGCAUGAUGUAUGAUGAGAAGGCUUGUAACAGCGAGCAAAGCUCCCUUGCUCGAGACAGCCCAAGUUGCACAGAUGUUGGAAGCAGCAUUGCUAAAUUCUCUGAGGGCAAGCUAGAGGGGGAUGAGGAUCCGUCCAGCUGUGAUGCAGAUGCCAUGAGAGAGACUCCCUUCCUAGAGGGUUUGCAGGUGGGCUGUGACCGAAUGGACAGUCAGAACGAGGAAGCUGAGCCUCUACCUUCUACUCCCGAAAGCGACCCUUCACGGAGCAUCCCAGCAGAGCUCUGCGAAGCCUUGCAGCAGAAGGGAGACCUCACCAGCCCUGCGCCAGUGCCGCCUGAGCAUGGUGCCAUGGAAGGGGUCAUAGGCGUGGGGCUCUACAGUCCCAGUCUUCGUAACUAUGAAAUGAAGGUUCCUCCUGAGCAGAGAUUCAUCAGUCUGCUGCAGGAGAAAGGAAUGGAGGCAAAGUCAGGGCCAAGUCAGAGCCACAGUGAGGAAGAUGAGGAGGAAGAAGAGGAUGAUGAUAACUCUGAGGCAGCAGCAGAUGUUGUGGAAGGCUUGAGUGGUUCCAGGACCAGGGCUGGUUUUGACCCCGAGGCUAAUGAACUGGGGGGCGAGGAGCAGAGCUCUGGCCUCCCCACACCUGAGGACACUUGCCCAGAAGAUGUGAAUGGCGAGAGAGAGUCCCUGGAGCUGGGGACACCCGAAGGGCUGGGGGAACCCAGGCCAGAGGGCAGGGAGGACCAUGGCCUGGAUGAGGAAAGCACCCUGCAGCACUCACCAGGCCAGGCUCAGAGUCAGGCUUUCAGCCUACCUGCACCUCUGCUGGGGGCCCCAGGGGUAGACCCCCACUGUGCCAGAGGGGAGGCCUGGGGCCGAGCGGCGGAGGGGCAGGCAGGCUGCAGAAAGGCCCUGCACCCGGAGCCCCAGGGAGUGAAGCAAGAACAGUGUGAGAACAGAGAUGAGGAGGAGAAAGCCAACAGCAACCAGAGUCAAGAUGGUCCGGAGAAGUACUUGGAGGAAGAGAGCAAGAGUUCUGCUUCUGUCCUGCCCGGGGAGAUAGAUGACCUUCAGGAUGCCCGGGCACCGACCAUAGCCCAGCUGCUGCAGGAGAAGACGCUUUACUCCUUCUCUGAGUGGCCUAAGGACCGUGUGAUCAUCAACCGCAUUGACAAUAUCUGCCAUGCCAUCCUGAAGGGCAAGUGGCCUUCCUCCAGCCAGCAGUUUGAGACACAAAGCCUGCUGACGGCUCCAGCGGUAGCCAGCAAUGCCGGCAGCAGGAACAGCUUUGCUGAGUCAGAGGCCGCCGAUCCCAGCUUCAAUAACGGGUUGUUAAUCUCACAGGUACAAAAGGAAGGUUUCCUGACCCCUGCCUUUGCAAAGGAUGAGCGGAAGCACAGGAGGCCCUAUGAAUUCGAGAUGGAGAGAGAUGCCAAACAGAGGAGCCUGGAGCAGCUAGCAGCAACCCAUGUUCAUCCACCCAUUGUGCUGAACGGCUGGCGCGACACAGCAGUGGACUUGUCCAGAGCCUCUGAUGGGUCCCCAGGGAACUCCUCUCCUUUCGCCCUGAACACAAACAUACCCAAACUGGGAACCGUGAACACUCUCCAGGGCUCCCUGGGCAUGGACUUGUCUGGCAUCCUCCAGGCAGGGUUAAUCCAUCCUGUCACGGGACAAAUUGUAAAUGGCAGCCUCCGAAGAGACGAUGCCGCCAUGCGGAGGAGACGGGGCAGGAGAAAAAAUGUAGAAGGGAUGGAUCUCAUCUUCUUGAAGGAGAGGCCUCUUCCAACAAGGCUGCAGGAUGUUCAGGAAGACCAGCCGCAGCCCCCCCAGAACAGUGCCCUCCCCGAUGGGCCGGUUGCUGCUACCUCAACUCCACAGCCAGUCCCAGCUGCAGGCAGCCAAGCAGAGAAAGCUGUCCCAAAUAAGAGUCUCCUCGACUGGCUCCGUCAGCAGUCCGACUACACACUCGACGUUCCCGGCUUUGGCACAAAUUUUUCAGACAAGCCCAAGCAGAGGAGGCAACGCUGCAAGGACCCCAGCAAAUUGGACGUUAACUCACUCACGGGAGAGGAGCGGGUGCCUGUGGUACAUAAGGGUACCGGACGGCGGUUAGGGGGAGCCACGGCACCAGCAUUGAAGGAAUUGCCAAGGUGGCUUGAUGCAAACUUGGAGUAUGCUGUUGCAGCUGACUGGGCUGACAUUGUUAAGCUUUCAGGCUACUUACCGGAAAGCAAAUUCAAUCGCAUCCUAACCGAGCCUGUGCUCCGUGAUGCAGGGCCUCGCCGGAGGGGGAGAAGGCCCCGAAGCGAACUCAUUAAAGGCCCCGGUGUUGUAGCAGAUUCUUCUUCUGGAAUGGGACCAUUGUUCAUGAACGGACUGAUUGCUGGGAUGGAUCUAGUGGGACUUCAGAACAUGAGAAACAUGCAAGGGAUCCCUCUGACCGGGCUGGUUGGGUUUCCUGCUGGAUUUGCAGCAGUGCCCGCAGGCGAGGAUGUGAAAAGCACCCUGAGUAUGUUGCCCAUGAUGCUGCCGGGCAUGGCUACCGUACCACAGAUGUUUGGCGUCGGAGGACUUCUCAACCCCCCCAUGACAACUACUUGUACUGCGACUGCCCCGACUUCGUUAACAAGCACAACGAAAAGUGGUACAGCCAACGCAGAGAAAGCUACUGAGGAUAAACAGAGUAGCCAGGAUGUGAAAAAAGAAACUCUCUCGGAAGAUAAGCCUGGUCCUAGUUCGUUUUCUAAUCAGACAGAAUCUGCAAUAACUACCAGUAGUCCUGUAGCUUUUAACCCGUUUCUUAUCCCAGGGAUGUCUCCUGGACUGAUCUAUCCCUCAAUGUUUCUUUCCCCUGGCAUUGGCAUGGCGCUGCCCGGCAUACAGCAAACCAGACACUCGGAGGCAGCAAACCUGGAAAGCCAGAAGCGGAAGAGAAAGAAAGCAAAAGGGGAAUUGGCAAACCCAGAGCCAGAAACUGUCUCGCUGCCAGAAAAAGAAGCUGCGAACAGUCAAAACUGUACAGAGCAAACACCGCCUUUGUCGGCAGAGAAAGAGCAGGAUGGACCAGCAGAGGAGGAGCGCGAAGCGGCUCGCGAUACCAAUUAGAACUUUUGUUUCAUUGAAAAAAAACACAGAAAGAUUGUGGCUUGUGAGUUUCUUAUCCCAUAAACUCUUUGUUACUUACCCUCCCGCCCCGCUCCGCCUUCAUAAACCUGUGUUUCCAUGAGUAAUAUUAUCUACCUAAUCCCCUGUCAGAAAAAAACUGGUGACAUACUACAUGUUAAUAGUUGCAGGGUCUUGCCACUUUAUUAGAUAAACAGUGUUGUCUAGCUAGUAUGGGAGGCACCGAAUUCUUGUUCUGUUUUUCCAGUCGUUCAUCCCAGUCGACGAUAGCAAAUCCAGUACUCGGUCACCCCCCCAAAUUGCUCACUCCUUGGAGAAGAAAAAGCGGCAAAAAAAAAA